GUACUUCCCACCCUCACAUCUCCUGCGCACCUUUCGUCCUUUAAUUCAGUGAUGCCUGCCUGAUCGGCCAUGACAUCAAAAUUGGAAAAGACGCGCGGGUGUUGGACAUGCCGUGCGCGGCGGAAGAAAUGCCAUGGCGAAAAUCCCUGUCAUGAUUGCAAGACACUUGGCAUCGACUGCUGCUUUCAAAUCAAUAAGCCAGAGUGGAUGGACCAUGGGCCAAAUCAACUUAAGAAGGUCGAAGAGAUCAAGGUCCAGAUCAAACGAAAUGCAAAACAGCGCCGUACGCAACAAAAACUGCAGACGCUCACCCAAAGACUGCGAGAUGGGCAAGCAUCCGGGGUCGCGAAUCAGGCCGAGUCGGACCAGGUUCAGCUUUCUGCUGAAACUUCAAAGUCUGGCGAUACAACCAGCAGAUCUCAUAGUCACGAGUUGGAUGUUUCACCAGACGGAUAUUCCAGUACACCCCCCGUUGAGACGCCGAGCAUCUCCCAUGACUGCGAUUCCGACCAGGUGGCACAAUCGACCGAUAUUCUCGACCAUGUCAUGCUAAUGGCCUUUUUGGAUUACCUGUUCCCAGUCAUGUACCCAUUCUAUAGAACUACAAUGACUGUAGGCGGACGUGCCUGGAUCUUGCAUACUAUACUAAGCAACAGAUGCCUUCGGCAUAGCAUUCUUGCCCUUUCCUCACAGCAACUAGCUCAAGUCCAGGAGAAACCGGGCUCGUCAACUCAACUUUGUGGUGCACUGAACACCAGUCUACUGCACCAGCAGACACAGGCAGCUCUGCAGACAGCUCAGGCUAGUCUGCAGGCCGUGCGAAGCAAAGGGGGCAACACCACCGUUUUUGACAGCUCACACAUGCUGAGCACUAUCGUCCAGCUCAUGACGGUGGAAUUGCCCCUGGGCACCAACAACUGGACGCUUCAUCUUGAUGCAGCAACCUCACUGUUCCGACAAAUGCUCCACAGCACUUACUUAAGCAACAAUCCGGUUGAUGCAUUCGCCGCAAUUAUCCGUGAGCUCGGCUCUGGGGCAAUCAUUCCAGGCACCGAUCCACCAUUGCUGACGCCCAAUCAGGCAUGCUUUCGAUUCUAUGCCACAAAGCUGAUAUUCUCAGACUGUAUCGCAGGGACGUCUCUGGAGCAAGAGCCCCACCUUCAUCAGUAUUCCUCAGAGCUUCUCAAAACCGAUGUGAAUCUUGCGCAGUUUGUUCAGAUCAAUGUCGCUGAGGUGUUUGGAGUGCAGAAUGAGACACUUCUCCUCAUAUCUGCAACUGCAUCACUCGCCGCAUGGAAGAAAGCUGAAGAGGAAAGACAACGGCUCUGUGUGGCCGAGCUGGUCAGCAGAGCCAGUGAACUCGAAGUGAGACUUGAGAAACACAUCCAUGAUCUAGAAACUUCUGUCUCAGAACCAAACUACCGGCGGAGCAUACCACUUGAUCUCCUGGCCGGCCGCUCCCCGGUCUCCAAACAUACUGCUAGCACUGUCAGUCGCAUCUGGGCUCUAGCCACAAAGUCAUAUCUCUUCGUCACAGCUUCUGGACUUCAGUUACAUCAUCCUCUCUUGCAGACCUCCGUCUCACAGACCAUAAGCCUGCUCGAGACAUUGGCCAACAAAGAUGAUGCUCAGGUGCCAGCAUGGCUGAGAGCCCUAUCUUGGCCUAUAUGUGUAACGGGGCUUCUAGUAACAUCUUCAAUCGAAAAGCACUUCCUGAAGAAGCUGUUCCACAUUAUGGAACCAUGUACGGCACUUGGGACUGUACCAAGAUUGAGAGACAUCAUCCAAAGAGCGUGGCACCGAGCUGAAAUGUGUGAUCAAUAUGAUCCAUUUGAGAGAUCUACUUUGGGUACGCAUAUGCGUCGAGCCCUUUUCAUCUGAGCAUCAUCAUGAACCGAUUUAGUUAGGUUUUGCAUCAACAAUCUCAGCAGGAUCACAUAUGCUCGAUAUAGUGCUGGGGAGAUGCGAUUUGGCUACUCAUUCGAGAUGCAGGUCCAACUCUAAAGAACCCCAUUCCACUAUGCCAUGUUCUAAAUUACAUUGCGCCACAGUGCCCGCCCUGAUCAAACGCCGAAUCAGAAUCUAGGGAGAUGUUUGCGUCAUUACAAUUCAUCAAACGAAUACAAAUGUGCCCAUCAGACCCCAAUCUUGACGCUCUGGGCCUCCGCCUUCUCUGCCUCCCCGCCAUUGGUUUUCGGGUUUUUGACGAGCAAUCCCUGCUCGGUCUCCAGGGCCACAUUCAAACUAUACCGCUUGAUGAACAAGCUGGAGAUAGUGCUAACGCCAGCGACGGCAGUGAGGACAAUGUAGACAGUCCUCAAACUAUCGGUGUAGGCCUGCUGCAGCUCAAAUUUGCCGUCGGCCAUGGAAGUAUGCUGAAUCACCUCAACCAGAGCGGCGGCAUCUCGCGCCAGCUCGUUUGCUUGGUCCGCCCAUAUAGGAUAAGCUCUCAGAUUGCUGGCCAUCUCGUUUUGGAAAAUGACCCCUCCGAUGGCCACACCCAAUGCUUGGCCAAAGCACCUGAAGAAAACAAACAAGGCGACUGCGAAGGCCAUAUCCUUAUUGGUCGAGGCAGCUUGAAGCUGGAACUGCAAAGCAGGGAACAAGAUCCCCAUGCCGAUCCCACCGACCAGGCAAAUGAAAAUCCAUUGUUGAAUCUUCGUGUCGACGUCGAGGAUCACCAAGAGACCCAGACCUAAAGUGGUGAGAGCCCAACCCAACCAGAUGGCCCAGCGGUAACGUCCAGUCUUGGUGAUCAGGAUGCCCGUCACCACAGACAUGGGGGCGACGGUAAAGGUGGAAGGGAAGAGUGCCACGCCGGCAAUUACUGGCCUGUAUCCUUUAACAGCUUCAAAAUAAAGAGGUUGGUAAUACAGGAGACACCAAAGUAUCAGGCCAUGCAUGGCGGUGGCGAAAUACGCCAGAUUGGUAGUCCUGUUGGCGAAGACAGACAGUCUGAGCAAUGGCUCGACAGCGAGAUGUUUUUCGUAGAAGCAGAAAACCACAAGACCAACCACGCCGAUGAGAAGAGGUACCAGGGUACGCCAACUGGACCACGGAUACAUGAUUCCUCCCCAAGUCAGAGGGAUGAGGAAGCUGGUCAUGGAGCCCACAAAGAUGACUGUACCAAGCCAAUCUACUCUCCUGAGCUUGGCUGCAAUACUCUGUGGAAUGACGUUGAGACGCAGAAAGAGGGGUAUCAUGAUGCCGCCGAUGCCUAUGAACGGCAGAUUGAUCCAGAAUAUCCAACGCCAUUGAACACCGGCGAAGGCGCCGCCUAUGAUGGGCCCAGACACUGAACCAAGCGCCCACAUUCCUGCAAUGAUACCCGCCCACUGCCCUCGAUAGCGAAGUGGGACUAGAUCGGUGAUGACGAUCUCGGUCAUGACCAUGAUGCCUGUUGAUAAGCACAAGGAUUCAGUAUCUGAAAGAAAACGAGCGCGGCGCAGCCCUCCAUGUUUGUGAGGAACACUUACCUCCGCCUCCGAUACCUUGCAGGGAGCGACCAGUCAGGAGAAUGGUGAAGUUGUUUGCCAGAGCGGCCAUCAUGACACCGAUGAAGAAGAAGACCAGGCUGACCAUGACGACGGGCAUUCUUCCGAAGAUGUGGCUGAAUGAUGCAAUGUUAGGCUGGAAAACUGUCGAGGCCAACAGGAAGGAUGUGCCGGCCCAGAACGCCUCGAUCGCAGAACCCUGUAAUUUUCGAGCGAUGAUGGGCAGAGCCACUGAGAUGGAGGUCCCAUCCAGCGCAACCAUGAGCGUCAGAACUGCCAAAGCGGCAAACGCCAUAAUAAACUGCAUCGAGGGUUUGAACUCUACAGUGGGUGAGGUUUCCUCCUUGGUGUCCCUAUUGGACGACGCCGACGAGGAAUUCUGUGUCUCAUCCUGCUGUGCGGGUAGCGGACUUUGAUCCGACUCUUGCAGUGUAGUCAUGUUGGGCUGUUCUGGUUGAGCUCUAGGGAAAUGAGGGUUCGGGGAAUGAAUGGGCCCUCGUAUCUCCCAACUUUCAACUGUUGAAGGUGGGGUGAACAAGCGAAGCUGGGUGACAGUGAUCGGAGGAGCUGAGAAGAGCAAAUGAAUUCGUUUAUCAAUAUUUUCUAUUUUGCUACACAAAUAACAAGAUCAAGACAGCCUAAAACGCGCUCGUCGGAGCAAUACGAAGCCAUCAAAAA
This is a messenger RNA of Exophiala mesophila, 4172 nucleotides long. RefSeq lists its product as uncharacterized. NCBI's taxonomy places the organism in Eukaryota, Fungi, Ascomycota, Eurotiomycetes, Chaetothyriales, Herpotrichiellaceae. The transcript has a single exon. Gene Ontology annotation, molecular function: DNA-binding transcription factor activity, RNA polymerase II-specific; zinc ion binding; transcription cis-regulatory region binding. The record is from RefSeq and is a predicted model, not a curated record. Gene Ontology annotation, biological process: positive regulation of transcription by RNA polymerase II. Bases 70 to 1881 code for a protein of 603 amino acids. Gene Ontology annotation, cellular component: nucleus.